AGAGCUCGUAGACAACUCGCUGAACGCUCAAGCUGUUCACAUUAACCACUCAGUUGUACUUCGACUAUCUUUCUAUUCGUAUCGUUUGAGGCCAGUAGCAGGUACUAGUUGAACGUAUGUAGUUAGACUAGGUACAUAGGUGAAGAAGUGAUUUUGUUAGAUACUAUUGCACAGUGUCGAGUAGUGUAUUGAGGGUACAAUAGGUCGCAGGUGAAAAUGUGCUCAAGUAAUAGGAAAGAUGCUCGAGAGAAACGAACCAGAAAGUCGAACCAGAUCAUGAAGGAUAUAGCCUACAGUUUGCUGUGCAACUUUUUCGCUAUUGUCCACUUGCUGGUCGAUUAUUUAAUCGAUGUGGUCCUUAAAUGGUACUGGGGACCGAGAGGCAAUCGUUGCCCCUCUCUUCAGAGGAAGAGCAUCAUCGUGACUUACAGCGCCCAGGAGUUGGCCAAGAUGAUUCGCACCAAGGAGGUAACUUGUUACGAGGUGAUCAGUGCCUAUAUUGAUCGAUUGAAUGAGGUUAAUCCGGUUAUCAAUGCGGUUAUUGAUGGACCCUUUGUGGAGGCACUAGAGGAAGCGAAAGCAAUCGAUGACCGCAUCCAGCGGGGUCUGAUUUCUAACGAUGAGUUUGCAGAGAAACCUUUCCUGGGUGUUCCGUUCACCACCAAGGACAGCACGGCAGUCAAGGAUAAGCUGCACACGCUCGGCAUCACGGCCCGUAGGACCGUUCGAGCAAAAGAAGAUGCCGAGUGCAUCCGGUUGAUGAAGGAAGCAGGUGCAAUCAUUAUCGCAACAACCAGUAUUCCUGAAAUCAAUAGAUGGCAGGAGACCCGCAACAACAUCAUCGGACAAACUAACAACCCGUACGACAGUCGGCGUACGGUCGGAGGAUCAAGUGGUGGAGAGGGCGCCCUGAUAGCAUCUUGUGGCAGCGCAUUUGGACUAGGAACUGAUAUCGGUGGUUCGAUUCGUAUGCCUGCGUACUACUGUGGAAUUUACGGUCACAAACCUACUUCGGGCAUUGUGAACAUGCGGGGAUGCUCUCUGAGAACCGGUCGAGAAACCUCAACUAUGGUCGUUGCUGGGCCAAUGACGCGUUACGCCACUGAUCUACGACCCAUCAUGAAGACACUAGUUGGACCCAAAACAUCGGCGGCAUUGAAAUUCGACGAAAAGACUGACAUCAAGAAGUUGCGUUAUUUUUACAUCAAUAGUUCGGGAGACCUCAAGUGUAGUUCGGUGCAUUCUCAGCUUCAGCGAGCAAUGGAUCGGGUAGUGAACCAUUUCCAAACUCUUUCUCCGGACGGGGUGCAGAAAAUAACCCUCAAAGGAACCGAAAAGACCAGCAAAAUGUGGCGCUAUUGGAUGACACAGGAACCUGCAAGCUUCAAUAAUUUGCUGGGAAAUGGCAAACAACUUUCCCCAUUGGUAGAACUAGCUAAGAAGCUUACCGGUAACAGUGAGUACACGAUGGCUUCCGUGUACUGUCUGAUUGAUAGUAUUCUACCACCGGAGGACGCGGACAAAGUCAAAGAAAUCACUCGACAGUGCGAUCAGGAGCUGACAGAGCUGCUGGGCGAUGAUGGGGUAUUGUUUUAUCACAGCACUACCCAUUGUGCCCCGUAUCAUUACUCGGCGUUCGUUAACGUGUACAACUUUAGCUACUGGUGCCUGUGGAAUGUGCUACACGUCCCGGCUACCCAGGUCCCACUGGGUCUCAACUCGGACGGGUUACCUUUGGGAAUACAGGUUAUUGCUGGCCGCAAUCGUGAUCGUCACUGUUUGGCCGUUGCAGAGGAGAUCGAACGAAAGUUCAAUGGACACAUUCCGCCGUUUAUUAUAGAUUAAUUUUUUGUUAUUUAUAUAUUUUAUACUUUAUAAUACACAUACUGGGUUGAAGGUACUCCAAGAGAAGAUUUAGGUAAAAGUGAAAGAAUUUAUUGAAAUUUUGAAAUAAAUUAUUGAAAAGCUUUAACAAAA
Uranotaenia lowii is the source of this 1977-nucleotide messenger RNA. RefSeq names its product fatty-acid amide hydrolase 2. The record is from RefSeq and is a predicted model, not a curated record. Lineage: Eukaryota; Metazoa; Arthropoda; Insecta; Diptera; Culicidae. The coding region runs from base 217 to 1845 and encodes 542 amino acids. The transcript has 6 exons.